Messenger RNA from Rubroshorea leprosula, 1656 nucleotides. The record is from the annotation of a GenBank genome assembly. Lineage: Eukaryota; Viridiplantae; Streptophyta; Magnoliopsida; Malvales; Dipterocarpaceae.
CAAGUACAGCUGAAGAAAACCGCCAUUUCAGCCCUCAGUACUCCCCAGUCACCAUAACCGUUUCAAUUCCCAGACCUAUCCAGCCACAGCUUAAAUCUAAGGCAACCACCGGUUUCCGGAACUUUCUCUCCAACUCCUCCACCGCCACAUAACCUCGCUUUACUCGUGCAAGUGACGUGACGGCUACUGAUGUGAAGUUGAGGAGAUGUCCUCGGCGGAUCAAUUUUUCUCCAUAUACGCAUUAGACGGCGCCCUAUUCGGCGUGGUCCUUGCAUGCGGUGCUGUUCGUGCUUUCCAAAAGUUUAGGUCUGACUCCGCCGCUCUCCUUAAAAUCCAGAAAGCUCCGUCCAUCCACAUCGGCGACCUCCGCAGCGUCAUCAACUCUGAGCAAUCUGAGUCGUCUGGUGAACCUCUCGUCGUCGUACGUGGAACCGUCGACGUGAAAUCAGUUGUGGAGGGCGGGAGCUGGAAGAGUCCUACUAGAUCUGACGCACUACUCUUAGAAGAGACCGGAGACAAGGCAGUCAUUAUUCAGAGUAUGCAAACAUGUAUAUACUGUGAAUGGAAGGGCUUCUUUGGAUGGACUUGUGAUUUACGUGCUCUCCUUGGAAAAUCUUUGAAUAAACGAGAGUCAACUUCAUUGAAAAUGGCUCCUUUUAUUCUUUUUGAAGGUGAUCAGUGGCUCAAUGUGAACCUAGUGGGAUCCAGGCAUCCCCUACCUCUUACUACAGUUUAUCAUCAGUUCCACUCUAAUACGUAUACAUUUUUUCAGGCAUUGUUUGGUCUUAAUGAAUUUCCUGUUGGUCUGCUUGAUGAGAAGAAAAUUCUUCCAUUAGGAGAGGAAAUUAGUGCUGUUGGCAUCUGUAGUUUCAAUGAUGGAGUCCCUGAAAUCAAGUCAUGCAAUGAGCUUCCUUAUUUUCUCUCCGAAAAGACUAAGGAUCGGAUGGUACUAGAUCUUGCAGCCAGUACAAAGAUACGAUUGUGGAGUGGGAUUGUUCUUGGUUUGAUGUCUAUUGGUGUACUUGGCUAUGCUGCAGUGAGGAACUGGAACAAAUGGAAGGAAUGGAGGCGGCGACGACAGUUGCAGCAACCAAGAGAUGGUGCUGAGGAGGAUGAUGGGGUGACAGAUGAUGCUCCGCUCUACGAGCUGUGUGUAAUUUGCUGGGUGAAAAGAAGAAGAUACGCAUUCACUCCAUGUGGGCAUCUAGUUUGCUGUGAACAGUGUGCCGCACGAGUUAAAGAGACAGAAAAAGCAACAUGCCCUGUAUGCAUCCAACAAAUUCAAAGUUCAGUGCGAAUUCAUGAUUCUUGAGGUGAACUGUUACAGCCUGAAAAUGAGCAUUUAAAUCUGCCAGAUUUAUUAGUUAGUCUCACUCUUCUUCAAGAGUACAUAAUAUAGAAUUUGUGAAUAUGUGCAGAGAAAAUUCAGCAUGUUGCUGUGUGUAAAUAAUAUCUUAGGUUCGCAUCUUUUCUUCCAAAGCUCUAACAAGCUGUCUUAUCACCCGUGAAUGCGUUUAUAUUUUAUUAGAGCAUCAUGCUUGCUACCUUGUGAGCCACAAAGAAAUCUGAGUCUUGGAACAUUUGUGAUCCUGUUUGGUUCAUGGAAUUACUAGAUUGUUAUUUCCUCCCACGUAGUAACAAACAGAACAUUUUCAU